AUGCGUGAUGGAACAUUACUCAGAGAUACUAUCCGAGCAUUGGAUGAGCCAAGCACUUGUGGCAGUGUUUGCGACAGUGACUCUGUUAUCGCAAUUUCCGAAGAUGGUGGCUUGGAUUUGGUAUGUGAGGAAGAGUCAUCAAACUCUGCAACACUGUCAUCUAAUCGUGCAAAUCCCGAUGAACCCGAGUUAUCUAUACCUACAAGGUCACGAUCUCAAUCUCCCAACAGAUCAGUUUCAAGAAAACCAAAAAGAGACAUCUUCUUAAUCAGAAGUAGAACCUCUGGGCGGGCGGGUAAUCAUAUAUUGCAAGAGGGAUGUUUCGUUUGCGGAGGAAAUGCUGGUGAUCUGCUUCAUUGCGGGAAAAAGUACACUCCUGGGGCAUUUUGCUCAACAACUUUUCAUAAGGAGUGCAUUGAGGUGGCUUUUUUUUUGCUAUAAAU
Messenger RNA from Strongylus vulgaris, 443 nucleotides. The record is from the annotation of a GenBank genome assembly. Lineage: Eukaryota; Metazoa; Nematoda; Chromadorea; Rhabditida; Strongylidae.